GUAGUCGUGGCGACCAGGAAGCCCGGCAACAACAACAACAACCGCCCACCCUCCCUGCCUCUGCGCGAUUCCCGCCAAAAUCGAGAGAGAGCACGAUAAUCGCGACAACGUCCCCGCCCCCCUACCCUCAGGGGACGAGGCCUCGCGGGGCCGGGACAGUCCAGGUACGCUUAACACCUGCUUCAAAAAUGUCGUAAAAUUGGGUCAGUCAUGUGAUGACCAACUUAACAACCAGCAUGACUUAUGACUAUAAUUCCAAGCUCAGUUACAGUUGGUUGAGAGUGACUGGCCCAAGGUCAUCCAGCUGAUUUUGUGCCUAAGGUUUAAUUAUAGACAGCUAGAACUACAUGCCAUAUUAUAAUACAUCAUUUUUACUGGAAUAUGCAGUUUGGCUACAUGUGAAAACCAUUCCAUUCAAGAAAAAGGAAGCAAAAAGCCUUAUUUAUUAUCAUUUCCCCCACUGUUGGCAUGGCAACACAGGCUUAUGUUACCGAAUUACAGGCAGCCCAACAACAAUCACAACAACAGCAACAGUCUCAGCAACAGUCAGCAGCAACAGCAAACACAACAACACCAGUGGUGGUGGCAGCAGCAACUCAACAACAGUAUGUGGCAGAAUUGCAAGGUGCCCAGCAGCAACAGCAGCAGUCAACCCCAAAACAGUAUGUUACAGAAAUCCCAACUUCUCAGACGCAGGCUCCACCCACUGGACAACAGACACCAACACCACAGCAGUACAUUGUAGUGACUGUUUCUGAAGGCUCCAUGAGGCCCAGCGACACCGUUUCAGAGUCCAGUCCAGGAUCCACAGCUACACAGUCAGGAGUGCCGACUCAGGUGGUUCAGCAAGUCCAGGGCACUCAGCAGAGGUUAUUGGUUCAAGCCAGUGUACAAACAAAACCUGGAACAGUAUCUCCUCUGCAGCUUACAAGUGUGCAAGUUCCCCCACAGCGACUCGUGGUACAGAAUACACCACAAACUAGCAAAGGAGGAUCAAUAGCUUUGACUGUACAUGGUGUGCAACAAGUCCACUCUUCACCUGAGCAUUCCCCUGUCCAGAACAGUAACUCUGCCGCUAAACCAGGACAAGUACAGCAGCUCCAGGUCCACGGAGUCCAGCAAGUGCCUGUUGCACAAGAGAGAUCUGUUGUGCAGACAACUCCCACAACUCCCAAAGCAGGUACAGUGCAACAACUGGCAGUGCAAGGGCUCCAGCAGGUUCAUGUUACUCAAGAGAAUGCAGACAGUGGUCCUUCUAAGAGCAGUCAGCAGGAGCAGCAGCAGGAGCAACAAGGAGUACAGCAAAGCCUCUCCCUAGAAUGCAACAGCAGCAGCAGCAGCAGUGCACCCCAGCUGACCAGCUGCUGUUUACCUGGCCCGGAGCACAGGCUCCACUACAUGCACUCACUAGAUUCUGCCUCGGAGCAGUGGGUGGAGCUGGUCCGCAUGCUUCCUCAGCCACUCCUCUUGCCACAACAGAAGGUGGUGAUAGAGCAGCUACCAUUCCUCUCCUCUCAUCACUCCAGCCCUGAUCAGAGAGUCAAGAUUCAGAGAGUCCCUCAGGUGCUAGUGUUUGGAACAGCAGCUACAGCACUUAAAGUCCAGCAGCUUCAGCAGGUUCCUGUGCAGCAUGUCUAUCCUAAUCAGGUUCAGUAUGUGGAAGGAGGAGAUGCCAGCUACACAGCAAGUACCAUACGCUCCAACACGUACCCUUACACAGAAACCCCUCUCUAUACUCAAAACACUGGAGCGAAUUACUAUGAAUCCCAAAACACCCCAACGCAGGUCUCCAGUCCAGCAACCUCACAAACAGUGGCCAGCAGUGGCUCUGUACCUAUGUAUGUUUCUGGAGGACAAAUCAUAGCCAAUCCAAAUGGAAGCAGCAGUACAGCAGCAGCAGCAGCAGCAACAGCAGGGGGAGGAGGAGGAGCACCAGCAGCAACAGGAAAUGGUGCUGGUGGUGGCAGCACUGCUGGAGGAGGUGGUGGUGGUGGUGGAGGAGGAGGAGGAGGAGGAGGAGCUGGUGGCAGCAGCAGCACAGGGACCUAUGUGAUUCAAGGAGGUUACAUGCUGGGAAGUUCAAGCCAGUCCUAUUCUCAUACCACCCGUGCCUCACCUGCAACAGUUCAGUGGCUGUUGGAUAACUAUGAGACUGCUGAGGGUGUGAGCCUUCCUCGCAGUACCUUGUACUGCCAUUACCUCCUGCAUUGUCAGGAGCAAAAACUGGAGCCAGUUAAUGCAGCAUCUUUUGGAAAGCUGAUCCGCUCAGUAUUUAUGGGACUCCGAACUCGCCGGCUUGGAACCAGGGGGAAUUCUAAAUACCACUAUUAUGGGUUGCGCAUCAAAGCCAAUUCACCAUUGCUGCGGCUCAUGGAGGACCAGCAACAUCUGGCCAUGCGGCAACAGCCUUUUUCUCAGAAGCAACGGCUCAAACCCGUUCAGAAAAUGGAGGGCAUGACCAACGGAGUAGCUGUGGGGCAGCAACAGGCCUCAGGGCUAUCUGAUAUCAGUGCCCAAGUGCAACAGUACCAGCAGUUCUUAGAUGCUUCUCGCAGCUUGCCUGACUUUACAGAGUUGGACUUACAAGGGAAGAAUCUCCCUGAGGGUGUUGGGGCUGAAGAUGUGAAGGCUUUUCAGCUGCUGUAUCGAGAACAUUGUGAGGCUAUUGUCGAUGUGAUGGUAAACCUGCAGUUCACACUGGUAGAGACACUCUGGAAGACUUUUUGGAGAUAUAAUUUGAACCAGCCCAGUGAAACCUCCCCUAUAGUUAUCCAUGAUGAAGCAGAGAAGCGUCUCCCAAAGAACUGCUUGGUGAUACUGUCUAAGUAUGAGCCUGUUCUCAAAUGGACUAAAGACUGUGACAACUUGCUAUACCAGGGGCUGGUAGAGGUCCUCAUCCCAGAAGUGCUCCGGCCCAUUCCGAGUGCCUUGACACAAGCAAUCCGAAACUUUGCAAAAAGUUUGGAAAGCUGGUUGACGAAUGCUAUGAUGAAUAUUCCAGAAGAGAUGGUCCGAGUGAAGGUGGCUGCAGCAAGUGCCUUUGCCCAGACCCUGCGACGUUACACUUCUCUAAACCAUCUUGCCCAGGCUGCCCGGGCUGUUUUACAGAAUACAGCUCAAAUUAAUCAGAUGCUAAGUGAUCUCAACCGGGUUGAUUUUGCUAAUGUCCAGGAGCAGGCCUCAUGGGUGUGCCGGUGUGAGGACCGUGUGGUACAGCGGCUCGAACAAGACUUCAAAAUGACUCUGCAGCAGCAGAACUCUCUGGAGCAGUGGGCAGUGUGGCUGGAUGGUGUAGUCAGCCAAGUCCUAAAACCCUACCAUGGCAGCCCCAGCUUUCCCAAAGCUGCCAAACAUUUUCUCCUCAAGUGGUCCUUCUAUAGCUCCAUGGUGAUUCGGGACUUGACACUGCGAAGUGCAGCCAGUUUUGGCUCCUUUCAUCUCAUCCGCCUCCUCUAUGAUGAAUAUAUGUACUACCUGAUAGAACAUCGUGUAGCUCAGGCCAAGGGUGUGACUCCUAUAGCUGUCAUGGGAGAGUUUGCAAAUCUGGCAAGUUCCUUGAACCCUUUGGACCCUGAUAAAGAUGAAGAAGAGGAAGAAGAGGAGGAGAGCGAUGAAGAGAUGCCUCAAGAAUUGUCUCUAAGCUCCAAUGAAUCCAGCAGCCUAACAGCCGAGCCUAUGGAGCCACCCUCGAAACUGGCACGGACAGAUUCACGGGGCAUCUUUGUGCAAGCACUGCCUUCCAGUUAAAGAGGAAUAAAGGAGGGACUGACUACUAAGUGGCCAGCAGGAAGUCAGGGUGCAUCUUGCACUGCGUUGUGCUGCCCUGCGAUAAAGAUGUGCUGUUCCCUGUCUCCGAGUGGUAUGCAAUGCGCUUUCAUUUCACCCCCAUCCCUGGCCUACCUGUACCCAAUACAAACCAAGUAAGAUCCCAGCAACACUCCCCCUAAAAGCCUGCCUAAUUCCUGGUAGCAUUGGGGGUGCUUGGUUAGUGGGCUGAUCAUGGUUUCACUGAUUGGGUCAGUUUCUUUUUUUGACUACCUCCUUGAUUACCAUAGGUAGUCUGAAACUGGCUUAAGUCAUGACCCCUUCAUCCUUGGCUGAUUUUUGAAGGGAAUUUAUGUGCUUGACCAAGCAUGGUCCCAUCUUAUGCUGCUGGGAAUGCAUAAAACCCAUGCUUUGAGAUUAUAAAAUUGGCCCACGUUUAGCAAGGGCCUAGCCUUUUCUGCCUCUUGGCAGAAGUAUGAUAUGCAGUCUCUGGCACACCUGAGUUAGUUGAGCCAUUGAAACUGAUUCUUGGUGAGUCAUUCCGUCCACUAGUUGGAUCAGGUUGAAUGUCAUUAUAUUGUGGGAAACUCCUUGUGUCUGCCUGUUCCUUGAUGCUGAGCAUCUGUCUUAAUACUACUCAAGGCUGCUGGACACAAGAGUUUGGAUUUCCAGAAGCUUGGACAGUGAUGGUCAAUGCUUGGGUAUAGGGUAGGAAUUUGCAAGAAUUAUUCCAGCUUGAGUGAAAAGUUUCUGUGUAAUAAUCAGCAUUGAAUUCUUGAAGCUUUCUGUGGCAGUGGCUGAAUUUAUAAGUGGAUUUUCUCAGUGCAGUAUAUGCAACUGGGCUUUCAGCUAUUCAAUGGUGCGAUGUUAUUUGGAAUAGGGCAGCAUACACUCUGUGCAGCUGUAAUUGUAUCCAAGUUUGGUUUGCCAUAGAUGUAUACAUAAUGAUCAUUACUAGGACAAGUGCCAUCUGCUGUACCCGUCUUUCUGACCCAGCAAAAUUCUGGCUACAGUUUCAUUUUUUUUUUUUUAGAGGAAAAAAGGAGAUUUCAGCAUCAUGGUUUCAGUUGAUACGUCUUGAAAUUGUGUCUGCCACUCUAGAUUUUCUAAUAGAGCUCAUUCUAAUUCUUCAGCUGCUUAGAUUGUCCAGUGCUAAUUCCUCUUGGACAAUUCAUCCCAAGCUCAGUGUUAUAUUUAAAAAAAUUCAGCCUCACAUUAAAUAUGUCUAAAUUUAUGGAUGCUUAAUGUACACUUGAAGUUCUGCUGCAAGGUUUUUCUGUUUCUACUUUUCCCUACUUUUUGGGAGCAGGGUGGCAGGAGUAGUAUUCUAUUCAUAUGCGUUAUUAUCAUCCCUGAAUACAGUUUUUUUAUGCAGCUUUCAGACUUGGUGCUUCUCCUGAUGAUUGUGAUACACUUGCAACUUUUAACCAAACUCCGGAAUUACCCGAGACAUGUCAUGAAAUCCCACGCUAUUAGUGUGAAGCCAGCCUAAGUGAGCCAUUUUUGAACUGUGCUAGCACAUCAAACAUAACUAACUCAACCUGUUUUGGUAAUACCUUUUAUUUUUCAAGCCUUACUUUGUAAAGCUAGUGGCACUAAAAGUACGCUUAGCCUUGGCAGAUGCCUUUAAUUGACCAAGAAACAAUGUUUAGAAACAUUCACCCCACUGUUGACUUCUUAAGGCCAUUACAGUAUUGGUGAUUGGAGUGGGGUUAAUUCUUUUUCAAGUGCUUGUAGUCCAAAGAUUGCCUGCUAUACAGGAAUAAGCUAGGAAGUGGGUAUAGGAACUGCUACAAUCUACACCACUAUGGAACAGGGUGCUUACUCAUCUCAGCCUAAACUUCUGUUAGCCCACCAUUACGUUACUGCAGAAUAACUAGAACAGGGAAUGCAACACUACUGAUCGAAAUGAUAGAUUUGCCAACUUACUGAGAAAUAGGAAGCCAAAUGGAUCAGAAAAUAAUUGGAGUAUAAAUGCAUACAAAACCAUAAGCAAGGACCAGCAAUGCAGAUUUCCUUCCUAUUUGUGAAGGGAUAACACAAAUGGUCAUUAAAAGUCAACUGGAUUCAUAGUUCACCAACUGAAAUUGUUUUGACUUCACAUCUAUUUAGAAUUGAGCAUGAAGACUUAGGUUCCAUUAGCAGCAAAAGGUAUUUUAUUUUGCAGCUGGGCAAAAUUACUACAGUGCCAUUCUUCAUUUUUUGACUAAAUUAUGUAAGGUAUAUGCAUCUCUGUGAAAAUAAUUUUGUGAUUGUGAGCUUUCUAAAGAACUUGAUUAAGCACUAAUAGCCAAUGAUUCUUGAAUCCAAAUUAAUGAUACUACUGUAAUAUUCCCCUGCAGAAGUCUUUUAACUAUGACUUUUAAAUAUCUGUAGGCUGUAGGCAUACAGAUGGGCAGAAGUAAGGGGUGUCAAAACAGUAUCUUCUUAUGUUUUAGUCCAUCUCUACGUGCUAUCCAUUUAGCCCAGACUUCCAUGUAAAAGCACUCAGUCUGAUAAACCUGAAAUUAGCAUGAUUUAAAUCUAAAUUCCCUGAGCAAGAAAAUAAGCCUAUUAAGAGUAUAUGCUGCAGGCAAAAGGCCUGUAGUUGCUAUUCCUCCUUAGGACACCUCUUCACAGUGGAAGCCAUAAUGAAAGAAACCCAUUUUUAAACUGUUUUUAUUUUCAUCUUCAGCUAAAUAGGCAAGCAGCUGAUCCAGCUGCUUCUAGUCCAGGAUAAGAUCCAAUGAAACAAAUGCAGCUUCCUUAGCUGCAGGAGACAUUAAAGUACCAGGAUAAGAUACUUUUGGAUUCUAGUCAUGAAAUUAUUUUCUGUCCAAUUUCUUUUGCUACAGCAAAUGAAAUGUGUUUCAGGCACUGAACAUAAACUUAUUACCUUGUAGUCCCUCUUAAAAUAUGUAAGCCUAACAAAGCUAUUUCUAUGUAAAGCUGUCUUUAACAUAGUAGCCCAAGUUGUGAAGUGGCACAAUUUGAAAGGGAGUAAAUAGAGGGAAAACACAAGUUUGGACCUUUUUGCUUUGCUCGCAAAGCAAAAUGCUGCCUUCAAGGAAACGUUUUGCACAUAAAGCACCUCUUAGUUUUGAAUUACAACAUAGAUAGUAUUUGCAAGAUGCAAGUGAGAAAAAUUCUCCCCUGCCUUUACUAGAGGUGCCAGAGCCAAUAUCCCCUUGCAUAAGAACCCCAUCUCUCAGAGAAGCACCUUAAUUUCCUUAUCUGGCUCAACUAUCAUUUUCAUAAAACUAUUUGUAGCAAAGCAGCAUGUAGUAUCCAUGGUUUCUACAGUACGUUUCUUGUGGCAUACCUAAAAUUUCAACUCCAUUGUCCUGGACAUGUGCAUAUACCUUGGUUUGUUGGAUGUAUGAGUAUAUCCAUCAGUGAAUCGUAAAUUUCGUGCGCCAACAGGAUAACCAAUGAUAUCUACAAGGACAAGCACUUAUCAGGUUUUGAGAAAUAGAUUCCUCUGUUCCAGCAUUUCCCCUAGUCCUUGCUCUCCGAAAUGUAUGCAGAUUGAUAUUUAGCUUUAUGACAGUCCCAAUUCUGGUAAAGAAAAUGGAUCUAGUUGUUUGCAAAAAUCUUGCUUCUGUGAGCUAGCUAUUCCCUCUCUUUAUAAACCGCAUAAUGCUGGAUCCACCAAUCACACAAAACCAACAUGAAUAAGCUUACCUUUGUAUUCAGUUGCUGCCUUACACAACAAAAUCCUUUCCUUCUGAACCAGGAUUAUCUCCAUUCACUAAGCAAAUUAGCUGCAGAGCAGCUAGGAACAGUUGUUAGUAAACCCAAGCCAGUCUGAAUACUGCAGACUGCGGAAAUACUUGCAGAGUAUAUUUAGUAGCCCACACAAACCAGUCCUGUUCCCUCUCUGUGCUAGUAACUAAGCAAACAGAUCUGAUUACUUGCUACCCUAGUGAAAGUAAUCACUCUUCUGGUUUGUAACUGAAUAUUAGAUAUUCUAGUUUUAAACAAAAAUAUCUGUGCUUUUCUAUGUAAUAACUAAUUCUUGUUCUAUAAACCACCUAAAUAUUGUGAGAUUGGUGAAGAUAAAUUACUUGAUAUUUUUGGGUUUUUCAACCAUCAUGGCCUUAUUUGUUCAAUUUUUCCAGUGUUUUAAACCUGUGAUAUAGAUGUUUAUUGCAAAAUCUACAUAUUGUAUAAAAUAUAUAUUUUGUGUCAAUCUUUUGUGCGGCGGCAACAGCAGCAGCUUUAGCUGUUCUAUAGACUUCAAGUGGAGUCUGAAGAGCUUUGUAGGUGUCCUGAGUCCAUGAGAUGGGCAGUGCCUGUGGUCAGAUGAUGUAUGUGUGUGUAGUCUAGAGUGCAACAGCUGUUUUCUACCUUUUGUAGUUCUUUCUUAAGAAAUAAAUUCAGCCGUGUUCUUUGCCUAG
Molecule: messenger RNA, 8144 nt
Organism: Pantherophis guttatus
Lineage: Eukaryota; Metazoa; Chordata; Lepidosauria; Squamata; Colubridae
Source: RefSeq, a predicted model, not a curated record